AUGUUAUGCCCGGGACUAUUCAUUUCUUCGGGUCCCAGCACCGAGAUUACCACUCGAGAGAUGCAGAUAAAGGAGCUGAAAUAUCUGACUAAGCAACAGGCGCAGCGGUUGGACGCAGAAAAGAAUGCUAAUGAUUACUUAACACGCCUGCUCAGUGAUAUCUCCGUGUUUCUGCUCGAUUACAAAGUUGUGAGCCCUAUUUUUUUGUGUCUAUGA
Messenger RNA from Protopolystoma xenopodis, 216 nucleotides. The record is from the annotation of a GenBank genome assembly. NCBI's taxonomy places the organism in Eukaryota, Metazoa, Platyhelminthes, Monogenea, Polystomatidea, Polystomatidae.